This is a messenger RNA of Varroa destructor (honeybee mite), 1244 nucleotides long. RefSeq lists its product as uncharacterized. The record is from RefSeq and is a predicted model, not a curated record. NCBI's taxonomy places the organism in Eukaryota, Metazoa, Arthropoda, Arachnida, Mesostigmata, Varroidae.
AUGGCAGAUGUGCGUCAACAACAACCUGAUAGUGGAAACACGAAGAGUAUUGAUAAAGCAAUCACGUCGGAAACUCUAACUAACAACCCAAAAAUAACGUACGUCAAAGUUCUCACUGAAGCUGGUGGAACCUUCAGAACUUACAUUGGAUUGACGGUCCUCGUUGCUCUAGAGGUGUCAAUCUGUAUCCUAAUGCUGUGCGUAAUCAUUCCCUGUCUAUUCUACGUCACGCAAAGAACAAACCAGAGAAAGCUGUCUCUUUACGAAUGCUUCUACCUCACCUCAUCCAUCUUUCUGCAAGACCCUAUUAAUAAUCGCCCUUUUGUAACCGUGCCUUCGAGGAUCACACUAGCCACGUGGAGCUGUGGCGCAUUUAUCAUCGUCCAAAUUAUAACCGGUGUCUUGCGUUCAAAUACCGCUGUAAAAAAGCAAGUUAAGCUACUUAAUACAUUUCAAGAGAUCGUCGACAAUCCCGAGAUCGAGCCGGCAGCUUGGGACGGGACACCCACGAUGGUCAUUCUCGAGGAGAAAUACCCCACCACAUUCCGUAUAAUCAAUGAUCGAAUUCAACGGUUAAAGACAAUGCUGACGUUAAAUGAAAUCUUUAGUGAUCAAUUCAUGAACAAAGUUUUGGACGGAAAAUCGGUGUACAUUCAAGAGCCUGAUUCGAUGCUGAGUGGCGUACCUCGACUCUGCGACAGAUACAAGGGAUUUUUUCAUAUCAGCAACAAGAACGUCGAAACUGAGUAUGUUUGGUACUAUUCGCCGCAACUCGACAAGGAGACUAAAACAGCGUAUAGCACCCGGACGAUGUGGACUUUCGAAGCUGGGGUGCGGUGGAUUCGCGAACGGGAGCUGAUGCCUGCGCCACCUAAGUGCUUCACCUUUGCGAUCCGCUCUAAUCCCAUGGAUAGCAACAACGAAAGCUUCUCUAUGGAACAUCUACAACUAUUUUUUUGCACGCUUUUCUUUGGUUAUUUUUUAAGCCUAACCACUUUGGUGGUAGAACACAUUAAAUUUCGGUGCAUUAACAAAAAAAGAAAUAUUGCCCAAAUAAGGAAAACGCCCAUAUCCAUAAAGAGAGGCAUCGCGCUUAACGCGUCUAAAGUAAUGACACGAGCGGUUCCGCGUAGCGCAAGCCCUUGACUCAGAAAACCAAUUCUAAAGAAUAUAAAAGGCCAUAAUUAACUCUACCUUUAUAGUCUUAGGAGUAUUUCAGGUUUCCGACGCCAGUAUCGACUCAG